CCUGGCUUGCGUGCGCCAACCCUCCCUCACCCAACUCCCUCACCCAUCCAGCUGGCACUGUAGUUCAGACGGGACUGUGGAACAAAAGGGGCAGUAAAUCUCCAGGGCAACAGCGUGCCCAGCGAGCGGCGGCUCGGCGGUCGUUUGUCCUACCUGUCAGCACCCUGCGCUCGUCCCUCAUGCCAAUGCCUCCGUCUCUCCCCGCGCGGCGCAACAAUGCCGCUCGGCCUUCACCCCGCGUCGCCGCCCCGCUAUCUUUAGCCUCGCUCUGUUCCCGCGCGGGGGCUGCUGCGAGGAAGGAACACAAACCGUGCCGCAGACCCGUCUUCGUGUCGCCGUGGAGACCGGGACGAUCUCGCCGCGGGUGCCGCAGCAACAGGAGAGGUCUGAUUAUCACCUGCGGAAAGGCCCCUAAGCUGCAGCACGCUAAGGCUAACGCUAAGGCUAACGCUAACGCUAAGCCCGUAAUUGGCAGCAAUGCUAGGCGGUGUCACCUUCACAGCGCAGCGGCUCGAGCCGUAACGGGAGUCCCGAUGAAGGACGACGAUGCCGGAGCUCCGACGGAGCCUGGCAGCUGCUCGGGCUCGGAGAGCGAGGAGACGACAGACGACGGGUCGCCGUGCCCACCGGUGGGCACACCGCCGCGGGAGACGGCAGCGCCGGCGUGUGUGAGGGUGCGGGUGGACGGGAGCGUGUUCCCCGCGCAGCGCCAUCUCCUGGCGGGCGAGAGCGAGUACUUCCGCGCCCUGUUCCAGUCGGGCAUGCGCGAGAGCCUGCAGGAGGAGAUCGUGCUGCAGGGUCUUAGUGCCCGCGGGUUCCUCAUCACGCUCAGCGUGCUGCAGGGGGAGCGGCCGUUGCUGGGCGCGGACGAGAUCGUCGAGGUCAUCGAGUGCGCCGCCUUCCUACAGGUCCAGGCGCUCGCCAGGCACCUCGCCAACAUCCUCGACUCGGACAACUGCGUGCUGAUGUACCACACGGCGGCCGUCUACGGGCUGCUGGAGCUCUUCAAAAGCGCCGCGCUGUUCAUCCGCGACAUCCACGCCGACCUGCGGGACGAGCUGCGGCGCCUGCCCCAGGAGAUGGCGGGCUACGUGGAGUCGCUCCUCCCCAACUCGUACGCGAUGGUGGGCACACACUCGCCCUCCGCCCAGCUUCUGCGCGACCCGUGCCGCACCGUGUGCUACCUGGACGAGGAGGACGACGACUGGCGGGUGCUGACCAGCCUGCCGCCGGACGCCAGCACCACCUCGGCCAGCGUGGCCGUCCUCGACAACAAGCUGUACGUGGUCGGCGGGGUGGCGGACGUCAGCAAGAACGUGGUGGACUCGGGGUUCUGCUACGACCCGGAGGCGGACGCCUGGAGCGUGUUCCCGAGCCCCGCGCAGCUCCGCUACAACGCCUCCAUGCUGGCCCACCAGGGGGCGCUCUAUAUCCUGGGCGGGGAGUUCCAGCGGAAGCCCAUGGCCUCGGUGGAGGUGUUCCGGCCCGCCAAGCACACCUGGUCACCUGCGGCUAGCCUGCCGCGGAAAGCCACCAACGCGCCGUGCGCCAAAGCCAUGGACCGGAUGUUCAUCGGCCUCUGGAGGCCAAAGGACGCCACCGAGAUCUACGAGUACGUGGCCGAGCACGACCGGUGGGACUUGGUCACCACCCUCGUUCGACCGCAGAGCUACGGUCACUACAUGGUGUCCCACAGGGACAAUCUGUACGUCAUGAGGAACGGCCCGGACGACGACUUCCUGCGCUGCAUGAUGGACUGCUACAACCUGACGACGGGAGAGUGGACGGCCAUCCCGGGGCAGUACGAGGCGCUGUUCACGGCCGCGGUGCGAGGAGACUCCGUGUUCACGCUAAACCGUCAGGUGACGGAGGAGUACGCCAUCAGGGAUCUCCGCUGGAAGAGCAGGAAGACCAGGAAGGGCUUCCCCCGCAUCGGCACCAUGUGGACCUUCCUGCUGCGGCUGCCCAGGAGGAAGAGGGAGCCCCUGGAGAAGAGCGUCCCCACCAGCCGCCAGGAGCUGGGCCGGCACGCCGUCUGGGCCCCCGACGCCCACUCCUCCUGCCUGGACUAGCCUCUGUGCUGUCACAAACACAUUAGAAUGUCGCUUCUGUUGAUGUAAUAAUGAACUCCUCCUGCCUGGACUAGCGUCUGUUCUGUCACAAAGUUUUGGUCAAGUAGGUGCAUGCACAUCCCACCCUACUGGGGCCAUGUGCAGGACGCAUCAAAUGUAACAGUGAUAGUAGAUGUCCACACACUGGAGACUCCAAACCGACAAGGUUUAUUUAAAAACACCCAACGUUUCAACCCACCAGGGUCUUCUUCAGGCAUCUGUCACAAACACAUUAGAAUGACGCUUCUGUUGAUGUAAUAAUAAACUCAAUUAAUUUGUUUUUGAAAGGGGGGUUCGAAUCAGAGAUUUGUGACGAGAUGAGCUGCAAUGUUUUAAAAACCCUGCAACCGCGACUAGACAUGGUGAAUGCUUUGUGACGGCUUGCAACAGCUGGCAACAACAUGCAACAUUUAAUUCACACAGCUGCAACGGUUUCGUCUCGCCGCGGAUCUUUGGUGUAAAUUGGGUCUAAACGAUGGUCAGUAUGAAUUCUAGAUCUGGACAGUGGAGUUCUAGAAUGACCCUUGUUAAUGGGCAUGGACUUAACUAAAGGUCACUUGUUCUAAAUGCUGAGAGAAUGAGAUGAAUGAACAAGACGGAGUAGAUUGUAGAAGUAGAAAGAACAAAGAAUGCAAAGAAAAACACGACAAGCAAGUAGCACAACUUACAAUGAAACGAUAAGAGUGCUACUCUUAAAUAUCCACCAUUAACGGACGAUGGAAAGCCAAUCCAUCGUCUGUUAAGUACACAGUCAUUGGCUGCCAAGUUAUGUAAAAUCAUUACAAAUCUAAGUCUCUUGAGUUCCAUCGAUGUUCUUUGUAGAUUUGUUGACUCAUAUGGCUUCUGUCCUCGGGGAUAUAUUAAUGGAAGACAAAUAUGCAGAGGAAUCCUUUCUGUUUUCAUAUCAAACAAACCAUUUAUAGGGCUGGUGUUCCACAGAGAUUCCAAUUCCGAGAUUCCGUUUCCAAAGGGGGGUGAUCUUUGCCAGGGAAUGUCGGGUCGAGUGGGGCCAGGGGAGAGGAAGAGGUGAGUCAGAGAGAGAGAGAGAGAGAGAGGGAGAGAAAAGAGAGAGAAAGAGAGAGAGUGGAAGAACAGCUCUCAUAUGAGUGACGUAAUGAAAGCAGGUUAAAUUAAAGCUGUCAAACUAGAUGAGAAAGAUUAGCCACCAAAUUCCCAGCAUCUGCAAUCAGGCAAAGUGAUUGGUUACAAAACUUGAACUUGACCUCAGAGUUGUGCAAGGGAUCUCUUGCCCAGUGCUGAAUUCUGCGUUCUCGAGCAGACAACCAGCCUGUCCGCUCGCCAAAAAGUAUUCUCCUCCCUCAGUUCUUUCAUCCUUCGCCAGACAGUACAUCUUCUUUUCUUUUGUCUGUCCACCUCUUAGUAACACAAUGGCUCAUAUGAAAUACUUAUGGGGAAGCCGUUGACUGAAAUGAAUAGAACAGCACAGGAGACAGAUUAGGGACCUUUGAUUUCCCAGAGAGGGGGAGAAAUUAAAUUAAAUGAAAAACAUGUGUCAUGCAAAAUGUUGUCUACAUAUGUAUUUUGUCUGGCCAACAUCCCCACAGUCUCAAAUGAGUCUGCAUCUUUACCACUAACUGAUACGCAUGCUUACUGACAGGCAUUUGAAUAGCAAGUAGUAAGUGAUUAAAAUCUUAAAUGACGGGCAUAUGAUUAACACCUACAGCUAUGAGGUCCAGCUCACACAACAUGGAGUUCACUGGACUCUUUUUUAAAGUAUCUUUUUUGGCCGUUUUGCCUGUUUUUGAUUGGACGGUGAGAGACGGACAGGAAAUGGGAGAGAGAUGGGGUGGGAUCGGGAGCCCGGGUCACACUUGUACCAAAGUCCUCUUAAGUACCAAAGUCCUCUUAAGUACAAAAGUCCUUUCAAGCACGUCUCUCCACUCAGCAGCCAUAUUGCAGCGCACUUUGGGCACUUAUCAGGCAUGUAUUGCAGGCACAUGUGGGCCGUGUCCAAAAGUCAAGGGCGCACGCUGGAUAGUACCUCUCCAGUAGCGUCUCAGUUAGCUUGCUCCUCAGUAUGUGUCCCUACAUUUGGACAGCACAAACUAGUUGGCGUCACCUGACUCGGGGAGGGGGGUGUGUUGCUUGACCAUUUGCAUGACGUGUGGAGCUUGACCUGCGCUGCGCAAUGGUUUAUGGGAUAUCUGAGGCCAAAAAGAUGCAUCGAUGCACGCUUGGAAAUCACGCCAAACGGAGUACCCAUCUAGUGAGAGCGCUUGACAUUCGGACAGUCUAUUCUGGCGUAACUUCCGGAAAAUGCACGCUGCCCAGCGUGUGUACUUGUGAUUCAGACACAGCCGUGUAAGGCUUCAUGAUGCCAACCUCGCUCCUGCUGCAAGACCAACACAUGAGUGGAUUCACAUGUCAACAUGUCACAUGACAGAAGGGGUGGAAUGUGUGUAGACGACUGCCAUGUUUGCGUUACGAACUAACCCCAUACAUUUCUACGGGAGAUUCUGUGAGUGCUGUCUCUCCUCAUUAGAAAGUCUCUGCUUGAACUCUGUGGGCACUAAGACCCAUAUAUGGUAUGGGUGCUGCAACCAGUUGUGCCACAGCACCCCCCCCAGCUGGCCUCUUUGUUUCAUAAUUCAGAAGAUGAGUCAUUCAAAAUUGCGUGCUGUGGGGAUGGAGCAUAACCUGAUCGAAAAACAUAGGGGAAUCCAUGGGGUAAAGAAUGGAAGGCUACAAUGAUUACACUGUGAAGAAAUAUCAGUGAUCAAUGAUUGAGCAAUGAUGAGUUUGAUUCCAGUUUACUUGAACCUUUGU
Molecule: messenger RNA, 4898 nt
Organism: Sardina pilchardus (European sardine)
Lineage: Eukaryota; Metazoa; Chordata; Actinopteri; Clupeiformes; Clupeidae
Gene: kbtbd13a
Product: kelch repeat and BTB domain containing 13a
Exons: 2
Coding region: 180-2072 (630 amino acids)
Molecular function (GO): protein binding
Source: RefSeq, a predicted model, not a curated record